UCCUCUCUCCCUAUUGGGCGGAUGUCCAGGGCACCGUGUACACCAAAACCAACGCAGAGAUUGAGAUGAAGAAGAUCAAUAGAGAGGAAUUCUGGGAACAAGCCAAGCGUGAGGAAGAGUUGAGAAAGGAGGAGGAGAGGAAGAAGGUUGUGGAGGAGAGGCAACGCUUCGAGGAGGAGAGGAUGGAGCUGGAAAGGAAAGAGCAGGAGGAUAGAGAGAAGAGGUACCGCGAGAGGGAGAGGCAGAUCGAGGAACACAGAAAGAAGAUACAGGAGGAAGAGGAGGCCAAAGAGAGGACACGGAACCAGCCCCUCGUA
Oncorhynchus masou masou (cherry salmon) is the source of this 317-nucleotide messenger RNA. Its product is annotated as drebrin-like. The record is from RefSeq and is a predicted model, not a curated record. Lineage: Eukaryota; Metazoa; Chordata; Actinopteri; Salmoniformes; Salmonidae. The transcript is spliced from 3 exons. The annotation marks the transcript as partial.